Zootoca vivipara (common lizard) is the source of this 1082-nucleotide messenger RNA. The record is from RefSeq and is a predicted model, not a curated record. NCBI's taxonomy places the organism in Eukaryota, Metazoa, Chordata, Lepidosauria, Squamata, Lacertidae.
CUCCCUUCUCUUGCCUCCUCUCUGAAGGGGAAGCGGCGCUCAUGGGAGGCAACUGAGGCGAGUCAGAGACUAGCCGCGCUGGUCAUGGGACUAACGGUCAGUGUCGGUUCCGUGCCUGCUCUGCCACAGGACACUCCAGCUACAACUCUCUCUCUCUCCCUGGCCGCCAGUGGCCGGAAGUGACGCUCAAAACGUUGGGCGAACGAUCUUGCCGCGCGCCGGAAGUGGGUGAGAGGAACGUUGUGGCUGGGACUAUCAAAAUGGGGAAACAAAAGAAAGCAAAGAAAUAUGCUGCCAUGAAACGCAUGAUCAGCCUCCGUGACCAACGCAUUAAAGAGGCAGACCGAGCAAAACCUAAAGAGAAAAAGAAGGAUGAUUCCAGUGCAAUAAAAGAGAGAGAGGUCCCUAAAUAUCCUUCCUGUUUGUUCUUCCAAUAUAAUACACAACUGGGGCCUCCCUACUACAUCCUGGUUGAUACCAACUUCAUUAAUUUUUCCAUUAAAGCCAAACUGGAUCUGGUGCAGUCAAUGAUGGAUUGCCUCUAUGCUAAGUGUAUUCCAUGUAUCACAGAUUGUGUCAUGGCUGAAAUUGAGAAACUGGGGCAAAAGUAUCGUGUUGCCCUAAGGAUAGCAAAAGACCCACGAUUUGAACGCUUGCCUUGUACUCACAAAGGAACCUAUGCUGAUGACUGUUUGGUGCAGAGGGUCACUCAGCACAAGUGUUACAUAGUGGCUACUGUAGACAGAGACCUCAAGCGGAGAAUACGGAAGAUCCCGGGAGUCCCCAUAAUGUAUAUAUCAAACCACAGAUAUAACAUUGAGCGGAUGCCUGAUGACUAUGGAGCCCCCCGAUUUUAAUCACCUGUUGAAAAGCAUCCAAGAUAAGUCUGCUGGGUCCAACUGCCAAUUUUUACAGCACUGGGCCUGUUACAAGGUUCCUGUUUCUAAUUUAUUUCCUGCAGUGUUUGAAGCUGAACUGAUUUCAAACUUGUCUCUUCGAGAACAAUCAUGUGAACUGUACCCUUUGCUCUGUGUUCCAGAAUAAAUACUCAUUAUUGUUUAGAAAUUGGCUUUUGAGAAUUU